UGCACCACUGCUCCACUUUUACCGCCGAGCUGCGCGCACCUUUGCAGCAGCAAACCGCUCGCUGCGCCGCUUUAUAAACUUACCUCUGCAGGAAGAAAAGAACAGAGGAGCGUUCUGUCAGUGAGUCACAGUCUAGUUUGAAAGGCGGUGAUGAAUGACGGUGCUGGCUUCAGAACUGGACCUGGACCCGAACCCUGAGGAGACAGAGUGAUAGCGGAGAGAGGCAGAGAGAGAGAGAGAGAGAGAGAGCGAGAGCGUGCCUACUUUGUGGUUGCGGAGAGCCGCGUGACAGUUUGCAGAUGCCGACAGAUGUGCCCGAAGACAGGCUCAACAUCGAGGAGAAGGCGACCAAGUGUGACAGCAUGACUCUGUCCAGCACCCCGACGGUUCGCAGAGGAAGCACUCCUCUGCCGAUAAAGCACCAGCUCAGGCGGGAGGAAGCCGUCCACGACGACUGCGACUGGACCUCGGGCGCCGCCGGACCGUCUGCUACACCGAUCAGCUUCAGCCUGGCCUUGGAUGACACCCCGACUCUGGCCGUGGAGGGCAGACACGACGGGCCUCUGAGGAUCGCCCUGCUGGGGCAGAACGGCGUGGGGAAGUCUUCUCUGGCCGUCGCCCUCGGCGGGGACAUGGACAGGACUGCGUCUGUGGAUUGUGAAGGGGAGGGAUACGUGCGCACAGUCACCGUGGAUGAAGAGGACAGCACCAUCAUUAUCUUUGACAACUGGAGACAGGACCUGUCGGCUCUGCAGUGUGAGGUCGGCGUUCUGGUGUUCUCGGUGACCGACCGGCGGAGCUUCCACCGAACCGCUCAACUCCGACUCCUCCUGAGAGAGACUCAGCCCCAAACCCCCAUCAUCCUCGUCGGUAACAAGAGCGACCUCGUUCGCACACGUGAGGUCACCUCUCAAGAGGCCAUGUCCAGCGCCGCCCUCUUCAACUGCCUGUAUCUGGAGAUCUCGGCCUCCCUGGACCACCGUACCCCGGAGCUGCUGGAGUGCGCGGUGCGGCUAGCCAGGGGCCAAUCCCCGUGGCCCCCAGGGACCAGCGCGGAGGACAUGAGCGGCGACGGCGGCCAGCGUGAGAGCAUCACGUCCCGCGCCAAACGUUUCCUGUCCAGCCUGGUGCCCCGGUACCAGCGGGAGCGAGAGGCGGGCAAGUUCCUGAGGCAGAAAUCCCGCUCGUGCCACGACCUGGGGGCCCUGUGAUGGUGGGAGUUUAACGGUUAGAUUGUUAAGCUGGAGGUGGUGUAGUGUAGAGCGAUGGCAGGACAAUGGAGAAGUUGAUGUUUAUCCAUUAGAGGAAGAUAUAGAAAUUUUGUACACAAGACCGAGCAGCAAAGAUGAAAUACUGUUGUAGAACACAUGUAAAUAAACUAUAGUACUGACACAUAACAACCCUCAUAGCUAAAUAAAUUGCUUUUUUUUUGAGUCUUGAAAAAGUCUGUUUGUCUCCGGUUUCUGUUUUUACACCAUAAGUGUUUUUUAUUUUUGUAUUAUUGCGAUGACGAGGAGAGCGCUGAUCUCAUUUAACACUUCAGCUCGGGAUGAAGCCAUGACCGCACACAUGCAGGAGCUCAUCAGUGGGUUAAUAGACUUCUCCUGAUGAAUCAUGUUGUGUUCAUUUUACACCAUCCGGUAUCCAUGGGGACGCUGAGCCGUGCGUGGAAUAGUGAAAAGUGCGAACGAGGAGAGAAAUAAAUGAAAGGGAGAUCUAAAGUGGAUUUGCAGAGCGCAGCAAUAAGAGUCGGAGCAGAGAGACGACAGAUGAUUGUAUACGGAGUGAUUGUUGCCAUGUUACGGUUGUCACAGAGACCUGGAAUCAGGGAGAUGUACACACGAUGUCCACUUCAGCUCUUCAUGCUGCACACAGAGCUAGAGACGGGAAGACUGAUUCAAAUGCUGGGAAAUAGAUUUUAUACAUUUAUUCAGCUCCAAAUUCAAAUGCAGAGGAUAUCAGCUUCACUACACUCAUCUGGAUCAAUCUCUCUCUCUCUCUCUCUCUCUCUCCCUCUCUCUCUCCCAUCAGCACUUCCAU
Molecule: messenger RNA, 2040 nt
Organism: Anarrhichthys ocellatus (wolf-eel)
Lineage: Eukaryota; Metazoa; Chordata; Actinopteri; Perciformes; Anarhichadidae
Product: GTP-binding protein REM 2-like
Exons: 6
Coding region: 300-1211 (303 amino acids)
Cellular component (GO): plasma membrane
Molecular function (GO): GTPase activity; calcium channel regulator activity; GTP binding
Source: RefSeq, a predicted model, not a curated record